Messenger RNA from Porites lobata, 1801 nucleotides. NCBI's taxonomy places the organism in Eukaryota, Metazoa, Cnidaria, Anthozoa, Scleractinia, Poritidae. The record is from the annotation of a GenBank genome assembly.
AUAGAAGUCUAUGUAGCUGAGCAAAUUAAUUGCCACAGUGUAGGUAAGCCUAUAACUGUCUUCUUAAUACGGACCUUAGGUCGGUCCAGGGUACACCAGAAUUUGUAUUCAGUUCGGUCUUAUACUAAGAUGAAAACUGAUCUGUCUAAAUAACAGCUCUAAGGACCAGGAAACUGAAAAGAAAUUGCCCAAACAUACUGAACCUUAUAUGGAAAAGUUUUAAAUUCAACUGCAAAUCGAUACCUCAGAAUGAUUGCUUUCCAACACAUUUUUCUUUCCUUCUUCAUAGAAAAUGAAUUAGGCGUCAAUAGCGUUACAGGCCAAGCUUUCCGAAGUGCUGUUUAAAGUGAACCGCUUUCCGCCAAUGAAUCUUUGAGUGGUAUAUUUUGGCUUGUGGAAUAGUUUCAAAAAUUACACAUGUGAGGAAUCAUUGGAAUAAGGUAAAUCCAAGUUCUCUUUUAGACUUUUGCCUUAAAUUCGAGACUGUUGAGAAUUAAGAGCUUUAAUUCAAUCUAAGCCGGAGACUGCGGACAGGCAUCAGCUACGUUUGAGUUUUUUAAAUAAAUUGUUUUAUAUUUUGGUCCCAGAGUUCUUAGAAUUAAUGAUCAGAGUAGACAUAAAAACAUUAGCUUUGUCGGUACAGCUCAUUGUUGUCGACAAAAGUUAUGCAAAAACAAAAAUGAAGAACUUUUGAGGCAUUGAACCUUGCUUAUGUAUCAGUCUUGGUAUUCUUAUUCUCGCUAUCGAUCUGACUUAGAUACUCUGUUCCUUUCUUGCCGCAGGCAGUUCCGUAGCCAUGUUGUCGUGGAUGUACAUUGGUUUUACAAUACUCUUUGCUGUAAUGGUCAUAUGUAACCUGGUUGGUAACACCUUAGUCAUCCUUGUGGUUACACUCAACAGAUCCAUGAAGACACCCACUAAUUAUCUGCUUGUAAAUCUCGCUAGUGCGGAUAUGGUGGUCGCAGUCUUCAUCGGUUUACAAUUUAUAGCAACUCCAACCUUCACCCACCCUCAGGGGACUUUAGGGUCAGUGCUAUGUAAAACGCUUACAGGUGGCACUCCUGGUUGGGUAGGUGCAGUUGCCUCUGUGUUUUCCCUUGUUGCAAUAGCGAUAGAGCGCUACUGGGCAGUCUUACAUCCCCACAGCCAGAAAAUCAAACUUACAAAGACAAAGAUUGUUAUACUUGCCCUCCUCUCAUGGAUCGUCUCUAUCAUAUGGGCCAUUCCAGGAUUCUGGGCAACUACUUACAUCAAAGAAAUAAAGGGAUGUGCACAUAGCUUUUCCAAACCAAUUUACGCCAAGCUAUACACUGUUGGGUGGUCUGUGGUGGCAGGUGUCAUACCUAUUACUAUCAUGGGUGGCCUGUACUCUAAAGUAGUCUACCGCCUUUGGUUUGUAAACAGCGCUAACGCAGAAUUAAGUCAACGAGCCUUACUUCGUUACCGCAAGCGCGUUACUAAGAUGGUGAUUUUUGUGACCGUCGUGUAUGUGAUGUGUUGGGUUCCUGAGCUGUUGAUCUAUUUCCUAGGUUUCACUGGUGCAAUUUCAUUACAGGCUAUUCAUCACGCUAUUGCUUCAGCAUUGGUGGUGUUUAAUUCAAGUAUCAAUCCCGCAGUGUACAGUCUACAGAGCAGCAAAUUUCGCAACCAUAUUGGGGACUUGAUUUGCUGUAAAAAGAACAUAGUCAUUCCCUUAAACAACAGCGACUUAACCCAUGAAGCCGGGCGAUCAGAUGAUGAAGUCGAGAACGGGCAAGAGAUGUUGCCAUCUGCAUCAGCUGCCAAUCGUUACCACGAGUGA